Molecule: messenger RNA, 1377 nt
Organism: Talaromyces rugulosus
Lineage: Eukaryota; Fungi; Ascomycota; Eurotiomycetes; Eurotiales; Trichocomaceae
Exons: 2
Coding region: 1-1377 (458 amino acids)
Biological process (GO): cytoplasmic translational initiation
Cellular component (GO): cytoplasm; eukaryotic translation initiation factor 3 complex
Molecular function (GO): translation initiation factor activity
Source: RefSeq, a predicted model, not a curated record
AUGCCGGCUCCCACAAACACUCUUCUCAUCGAAGGGUCUUUUACCGAGCUGAGCGAGGAGCUCGCCCAGUACCUCGACGUCCUCCGCAAGGAUGAGGGGUCCAGCGUCCACGCCGACGUCGUGCCUCUUCUCACACCCCUGCGUCAGCAAGAACAGAAUGGCGAGGAGCCAAACCUCCAGCAGCGAGACGAGGUCUUGAAGAAGAUCGUUGCUGCCGCGAAUUUCCUCAGCAACGCUCCUGAAAAGGAGGUCACCGCUGCCUAUAACCUUCUCGUUCACCUGGUCCAGCAGUCGUCAAACCCCGAUAUUUUCCUGUCGCGCAUCUGUUCCUACCUUUCCAAACCCAUUCAAUCCUCCCCACAAUUCGGUGCCACUCUGGCCCUCUCGAUCUUGACCACCGUCUUCAACACUCUCACUCCUUCAGACUCGAGCCGGUACCAUGUCUUCCUCGCCAUCGUUGGCGUUAUUCGUCAAGCAGGCGCCACUAGCUCGUACGACGCUCUCAAGGCCCAACUCAGCACGCAGUUGCCCGAAUGGAUCGAGGCCUGGGAAUUGGACGAGGAGGACGCGCAAAAACUGCAUCUCGCCGUUGCCGAGGCCGCCGAGGCCGCAGGUGACCGCGAGACUGCCCAUUCGCAUGUCGUUGCGGCUCUGCAGACAAUCGAUGCGAGCGAGUCAUCGAGCCAGGAAGCCCGCGAACUCGCCAUCCGCGCCCUCACGUCGGCCCUGACACACCCGGCCAUCUUUGACUUUACGCCUCUGACGGCCUCGGAUGCGAUCCAGGCGCUUCGCUCGAGCGACACCUCACUGUUUGAGCUGCUGGAGAUCUUUUCCGCGGACACACUCGACACGUACGACGAUUUCGUCUCGUCGACCCCGCUGAGUUCGAUUUCUGGUGGCGUGCUGGCCGACGACGGCGAUGCCCUAAAGACCAAAAUGCGUCUGUUGACACUGGCUUCUAUCGCCUCGUCGGCGUCUUCACGAUCGCUGCCGUACUCGACGAUAGCCUCUGCGCUCGGCGUCGAUAGCGCCGAUGUCGAGAAAUGGGUCAUCGACACCAUCCGCGCCGGCCUGAUCGAGGGCAAACUGUCUCAACUGCGCUCCGAGUUCCUCGUACACCGCGCCACAUACCGCGUCUUUGGCGAGAAGCAGUGGGCCGAGGUGCAGGGCCGCCUGUUUGUCUGGCGCCGCAGCCUCGAGGGCGUGCUCAGCGUCAUCCGCACCGAGCGCGAGCGGUACACGCGUGAGUUGCAGCAGCAGCAGCAGGCCGCGCAGGCUGCAGAGGAUGGUACUGCUAAGGGAGAUAAAAAGUCGGUUGGAGAUCGGAGACGGCAACAACAACCGCGCGAGAUAGAUCUUGUGGCGGCAGAUAAUUAA